UUUCUCCGCAGCCGCUCCAAGCCCCUCCACUCGGGAACCUCUCGUUCGUUCCUCCCUCUCAGCCUCGGAACGCCCACCCCGGGACAGAGCAGGGUCUCCAGGGCACCCCAAAGUGGGGAGGGGAUCGGGACCAGGCUUGGGCACGUCCCUGCACGGCGGGAAGUGGUAUGUUCCGAAUAAGUGUGAAUAAAUGUAUAUCCAUAUAUAUCGAACGCCGGGGAACCAUUUGGGAACCAGACGGACGAGAAGACCCCAGCCCUUAGGAGGCCGGUUAUGUCCCAACGGAGCGAAGUGCAGUAGGGAAGCAGCUGCAUUGUUGAGAAACAUUGUAACGAGGAGGCGGGACCCAGAAGGAAUUAGAGAAAGUGAGUUUGAAACUUAGACCAGUUAUAGCGCAGAAAGGUAACGGAGGAAAGGCAUUCCUGGGAAAAUGAGAUGCUUUUGUAAAGUCCCUGAUAACGAGAAGGAUCAUGGUGUAUUCUGGGAACGGAAAGAAGACGGGAUGUCUGAAACCCAGGGAGAAAUGAGAGGUGGAGGGGUAGGCAUGGACUAGACUAGAUCAUAAAGGGCAUGGUAGGUCUGUAAGGAUUUGGGACUGUUAUCUUAAGAAUAAUGGAGGGACUUCCCUGGUGGCGCAGUGGUUAAGAAUCCACCUGCCAGUGUAGGGGACACGGGUUCGAGCCCUAGCCCGGGAAGAUCCCACAUGCCUCAGAGCAGCUAAGCCUGUGCGCCACAACUACUGAAGUCUGCGCUCCUAGAGCCCGUGCUCUGCAACAAGAGAAGCCACGGCAAUGAGAAGCCCGCGCACCGCAACGAAGAGUAGCCCCCGCUCGCGCAACUAGAGAAAGCCCACGCGCAGCAACGAAGACCCAACGCAGCCAAAAAUAAAAUAAAAUAAAUAAAUUUAUAAAGAAUAAUGGAGAAGCCAUAAGAAGGUUUUAGUGGGAAGUGACUGUAUAUUUAAAACGUGGUGCUGAGUUCAAGAGACCAGAAGGAGAAGCAUACAAGGUAUUUACAAAAAGAAAGAAAGAAACUAAUGGAAGUUUCCCUAUAGGAGUAAAAUGGAAGGAGAAUCAAGCAGAUUGGAAACCCACACUCCAGUUUUCAUCAAGAAAAAGACUAAGCAUUCUGUGCGUAAGGAGAGACAUGGGAGGCAUCCCCAUGAAAGUUUCAGAGACUCCCCCCAGGCAAAUGAACAGGCUGACAUAACUAAGGGUAAAAAAAAGAGAAAGGAUGCCCAGCAUCUUGUUUCUUCUCCUUUGAAAAAAUCAGAAAUUUGCGAUGAGACUGAAAAGGCUACUUCUAUACCCAAAAAGAAUAAAAAGAGAAGAAAAGGUGCUUUGGGAGUCGAUGAGGAAACAGGUAUUGCGUACGUCCUGGUGGAUAAGGAAAACGUUGAGAACACACCAAAGAAUUUUAGAAAGGAUGUCGAUGUCGUUUACAUUGAUGUAAGCAAGGAGCAAAAGCCAACAAAAGGGCCUGAAGCAGAUGAACCGCAUUCAGUUACCAAGUCACGUGAAAAUGCGUCAGAGCUGCAUGAUGAAGUUCGGGAGAAAAAGCAUAAAAAGCAUCGGAGGAAAGUUGCAUCCUGUGAUGCUGCCCAGGAAAGUCUGGGUGCAAGCGUCAUCCUGCCCGGAUCAGAAUCCCAAGAGCAGGAACCCCAGCCUCCCAUGGGCCAAGCAGGUGAAAUUGCACAACUACCAGUGUCUGCAGGUCACAGCAAGUCUAAGAAAAGAAAGAGGAAGCGUCCAAGUGACCAGGAAUUCGAGGCCUUGCCUGCGCCUGAGAGCGCUGAGAACAUAGACUCAGAGGGACCGCAGGGGCUCGGUGAGGUCGGGACCGCAGGGGGCAAUCAGGAAUCCAGUGGCCUCAAGAAAAAGUCGAAGAAAAGGAAGAAGAGAUCUUUUGUUGAUGCUGCCGUGGCACCUGGCGGUGAUUUUUCAGUGCUCAGGACGAGCUCUGAGGACACGCUCUUUGAUUCAGUGGAAGGUAAUGGUACCUUGGUUGAAGAAAGUGCGAAACCCAGGCCACGAGAGGAGAAACCCCAGGCCUGUUCGGAAGAGGUGCAGAGGUUAGAACCUACAAAUGAAGAAGAAAGCAAUUUGGAGUCGGCUAAAGAUCCUGAAACCAAAUAUUUAUCUGAAGAUUCGAGAGAUUCAGAUAAUUCAGACGUGGAUUUGGAUUCCGCUGUGAGGCAGCUCCAGGAGUUCAUCCCUGAUAUCAAGGAGAGGGCUGCCACUACAAUUAGGCGAAUGUAUCGGGAUGACUUGGGGCGCUUUAAAGAAUUUAAAGCCCAGGGUGUCGCUAUUAAAUUUGGCAAGUUUUCCGUGAAGGAAAAUAAGCAGUUAGAGAAAAACGUGCAAGAAUUUCUGUCUCUCACAGGAAUCGGGAAUGCAGACAAGCUGCUGCACGCCGACAGAUACCCAGAGGAGAAAUCUCUAAUCACCGACUUGAAAAGAAAAUACUCGUUUCGAUUGCACAUCGGUAAGGGCAUUGCCCGGCCCUGGAAGCUCGUGUACUAUCGAGCAAAGAAGAUGUUUGAUGUCAACAAUUACAAAGGCAGGUAUAGCAAAGGAGAUACCGAGAAGCUAAAGAUAUACCAGUCCCUCCAUGGAAACGACUGGAAAAAGAUUGGCGAGAUGGUGUCUCGAAGUAGCCUCUCUGUGGCCCUGAAGUUCUCCCAGAUCAGCAGUCAAAGAAAUCAUGGUGCUUGGAGCAAGACGGAGACCCAGAAACUAAUCAAGGCUGUUGAAGAAGUGAUUCUAAAGAAAAUGUCUCCCCAGGAGCUAAAUGAGAUGGAUUCUAAACUCCAAAAGAAUCCUGAAGGCCGCCUGUCCAUUGUUCGGGAAAAACUCUACAAAGGCAUAUCCUGGGUAGAAGUGGAGGCUAAAGUGGAAACCAGGAAUUGGAUGCAGUGUAAAAGUAAGUGGACGGAAAUUCUAACCAAGAGGAUGACAAAUGGUCAGGACGUAUACCGGGGAGCUAAUGCCCUGCAGGCCAAGAUCAACCUCAUUGAAAGGUUGUAUGAAAUAAAUGUGGAAGAUGUUAAUGAAAUAGACUGGGAAGAUCUUGCUAGCACCAUAGGUUCUCAUCCAAGGGGUGAGAUUUCAUCAGUUGUCGCUGUCUCCCUUCAUCGCCACGGUCCUUGCAUUUUCACUCAGUUCCUGCCACUGGAGGAGAGGCCACCGCUCUGAAGACCUGAAUUCACUGCUAGCCAAGCAAUGGAGAGCUGGCUGGCAAAGCACAGUCCCUCUAAGCAACGCAAAUUGUUGAGCAUCGCGGGGCUCGGGGGUUGGUGGGCUCUGGGAGGUGGGGAUGUUGGGGGACUGUCUGGCCUUUAGUUUGGGAAGGGUGCUGAGGGCAACAGGGCUGCCGCAGCCUGGCUGCCUUUCAGAAACGUGGCUGCUGGCGUGAGGUUGUCACUGAUCCAUUAAGAAGGGUGUAAACUGGUUCUGCUGGCUAGUUAUUUACACCUCGGGAUUAUGGACAAAGAACAGUCAGUCUUUUUUUUUUUUAACUUGGAGAAUUGGAAUCUUUUCGUGGCAGGCCCCGUUGGGAGUCACAGACACAUGCCCGUGGUUCCAAACCCUUUCCUCUUCUAGCUCGUCUCAGGGGUAGGGCACCAGCUCUUGGGUUUGUGGGUCCCUGAGAGGGGAGGGUGUUAGUGGCUUUGAAGGAAGGGUGUCCUGCUGUGUACCCCACCAACUCCCAUCCUAAGAAGUACUCAGGUCGACAGGUCCCUCCCUUUGUAAUAUCAAACCGCUUUUGAAAAAUCUGACUUUUCCAAUAAAUGUUUGUGUAUCUUGUGACAUUGCCUCAGAUCACAUUUCUUAAAUUAAAGUGGGUUUUUAAUGAUUUUAAGUAGAAUUAUAUACUUAAAUAUUGAUUGUUCCGGUUAAGGUUUAGCAAUCUCAAAGCUGUAAAACAGACAUCAUGGCAUCCAGUCAAAUACCAUUGGAAAUAGUACAUCCUCAAAGUUUUAAUAAUGAACUAAAACAGUGAAAAGAAUUACAUUAAAAGUUCGGUCUCUUCAGGUUCUUUAAGCCUCCCUUGUGAAUUAUUUAGGCAGGAUUUUAAAGAAAGCGUCUCCACCUAAUGAGAUGUAACGCCUACUUUGUUUGGAAAUGCCCGGAUCAGUUACUGUUACUUCUUGAAGCCUGAGCUUUGAUCUGCAGAACAACCUGGGCGCAGGGCGCCGUGGGAAGAGGAAAGGCAUAGAUGCCCUGGAACUUGGUCUUUGCAGUCAGAUGGACCGGGCGUCAAGUCCUGGGACUCAGCUCAUAAUUUAGCCGGCCUGGGGCAGGUCAUUCCCUCACUUGCCUCUGCGGCGUGGUUUCCUCAUCUGCGAAGUGGUUUAACAGGGCCGUGAUGAGGACGACAGUAAGGAGGCAGUGCGUGGCACGCGGUGCACAUGCAGCGCGCAGCUGCUGCCGUGAAGAGGUAGAGAGAGCCCAGCCGUCUUGUGCUUCCACAUACGUAGCAGAUCCAAUUAUUCCCACUAAUCAUAUAACAACUAAUUAACUACUGAAACAAAUAUGCCACGCUUUUAUGGCUUAGGAAGUGAGUGCCCAGGAAGUGAAGUUAGUGAUUUUCACUUUACAACAAUAUUUAAGAUGUGGUUGUUUCCGUCCUCCUUAUUGCAAAUGGAAAAUGGAUUUGACUCACCAGAAUAUCGUAAGCAUCCACUUUAUUUAGCUUUGUAAAGUAAAAAAAUCCAGACCCCUGCCUUUGCAUUGUGACAGAUAUGUAGUUAUCCUAAAUGUAGUGGUUAAGAGUGUAGGGUCUGUGAAAUGUUGCCAUUGGCAGCAACAUGGAUGGACCUAGAGGUGAUCAUACUAAGUGAAGUAAGCCACACAGAGAAAGACAGAUACCAUAUGAUAUCAAUUUUAUGUGGAAUCUUAAAAAACGGAUACAAAUGAACUUAUUUACAAAACACAAAUAGACUCACAGACAUAGAGAACGGACUUACGGUUACCAAAGGGUUAGCGGGAGGGAGGUAGGGGGAUAAAUUAGGAGUCUUGGAUUAACAUAUACACACUACUGUAUAUGAAACACAUAAACAAUAAGGACCUACUGUAUGGCACAGGGAACUAUACUCGAUAUCUUGUAAUAAUCUAUAAUGGAAAAAAAUCUGAAAAAAUAAUAUACAUAUAUGUGUAUAACUGAAUCUUUCUGCUGUACCCUUGAAACUAACACAACGUUAUAAAUUAACUAUACUUCCAUAUAAAAAAACCGAUAUCAAAAAAAAAAAGAAAAAAGUAGAAUUUGGAGUGGACCCAAUUGAAGUCCCAGCCCUUCCCUAUUCACUGUAAGAUCUUGGCCAUCUUCUCUCGGUUUCCCCAGCUCCGAAACGAGGGAUAAGCAUAGGAGCCCCCUCGCAGAGUGGUCGUGAGGGUUAUUUGUUGCUCUGCGGAGAGCCCUCAGGGUGGUGCUGAAGACCACGUUAGCAUCAGCCCCUGUUAGCUAGUGUUACACCUUGUCUUCCCAACUGGUAGUUUAGAUUAUUCUAGUUUAGACAGAAUCCGUCUUGCUGUACUGCUGUUUUUCUUCCUGUUGUGUGUGUGUGUUUAACCAGAUGAACAAUAGCUUUUCAUGUGUGUCUUAUUUUUCUCACAUGUGUAGACAUGAGGAUUAAGAAAGCUAUUUAGGUCUGUAGACCACCCCUCAGUCAAUGCACUUAGUACACAGGACUGAAAUGAUUAAUUUUUAAACUGCCACUAACUUUCUGACACCUUUUCCUU
Messenger RNA from Physeter macrocephalus (sperm whale), 5741 nucleotides. RefSeq names its product transcription termination factor 1 (gene TTF1). Bases 1062 to 3194 code for a protein of 710 amino acids. The transcript has 10 exons. Gene Ontology annotation, molecular function: chromatin binding. Lineage: Eukaryota; Metazoa; Chordata; Mammalia; Artiodactyla; Physeteridae. Gene Ontology annotation, biological process: termination of RNA polymerase I transcription. The record is from RefSeq and is a predicted model, not a curated record. Gene Ontology annotation, cellular component: nucleolus.